Molecule: messenger RNA, 2573 nt
Organism: Vespula pensylvanica (western yellowjacket)
Lineage: Eukaryota; Metazoa; Arthropoda; Insecta; Hymenoptera; Vespidae
Product: probable G-protein coupled receptor Mth-like 3
Exons: 8
Coding region: 602-1894 (430 amino acids)
Biological process (GO): G protein-coupled receptor signaling pathway; cell surface receptor signaling pathway
Cellular component (GO): membrane
Molecular function (GO): G protein-coupled receptor activity
Source: RefSeq, a predicted model, not a curated record
UCUGAUGGCUCGAACAAUCGUUCAGUAUCGUGCGUAUCGCGUGUGCGUUAACGUUCCUCUAGCGAUCUCUUCUUGGUUUUAUAAUACGUUCAAAACAAGAAGUACUUUUAAUAUUAUCCAAAGUUAAAUAUACAUUUAAAUCUGAAGUAUCUAGAAAAUAUUUGUAGUAGAAUGUUUCGAAACAAUCAAAAACAUCGUUUAUAAUUUUCCAAUACAUAAAAAAAUGAAAGAACAUAGUUCGCGUUGACUUUUCAUUUCCUUUUUAUCCCAGUGCUGUAGUCGUCGAGUCAGAAGUGCAAGAAUAGCCAGGCCUGAGAAACUCCGAAAGUCACAUAGUGUGAUAUAGAUAAUAUUUAGUGAAGAGGAAUGUUAACGUUGACGAAUUACUCUUGGACUCCUUUUACAGUUGACUUUCUCACGCAUAAAUCUAUUUAUGGUGACCUUUGAUAACCGUGUGCCAUAUAACGAAUAACGGAUACGAUUGUAUGAUCAAAGUUUCAUCCUGUUUUGAUUUCUUCUAUUUUUUUUUUUUUUAUUCUCAAUACUCUGAUGAGAGAAAAACGAAAUGCGGUAAUGAAAAGUGAAAACAAUAUUGUCGAAUAUGAAUCAUAGCGGAAAACCUUGUCUAUUAUCGAUGAAAGUACCUGUUUGGAUAGUAUGCCUUCAUUGGCUGAUAUGGACCAGCUUAUUAAGCGAAGCCAUCGACAUAAAUUGCUGUCAAAAUGGUACGACGUGGGUAGCCGGAAGGAAUUGCAGUGACGGCAGUAACAUUCGUAUCAAAUGUACACUCGGCUUUUAUAAAAUAAAUGGCGAACUCGAAGAAUUUAAUAUUACUCAAACGAAGAAUGGAACAGUACUGACAGAAAUCGAAAGUCUCAUUCAAAUAUCACAGGAUCACUUUUGUAUAAUGCAUACGGAACAUGUCGAUAAACCGUCUGCAUUCGUAUGCUUCGAGGAAACAUAUAUGGACGAGCCACCUCUAUGGAAAAACAUACUUUUCUUUAUUCUCAGCGUGAUAUCGGCGAUAUUUUUAAUCGCUACUUUGACAGUUUAUUUGAUCCUUCCCGAACUUCGGGAAAUACAAGACAAAGCAAUGAUGGGCGCGGUGUCUUCUUUGGCAAUCAGUUAUAUUAUUCUUUGCAUACAACAUAUCAAAGAAUAUGAGAGCGAAGAAAUAACGAUGUGUGUUACAUUAGCAUUCUUUCUCUACUAUGCCUUUAUAACCGCCUUCUUUUGGCUGAACAUUGUGGCUUUUAAUAUUUGGCGAACUGUUUGGUUCAAAAACUUUCCGAUCAAAGAUAGAAUACUCUUUCCUAUAUAUUGUGUUUUUGGAUGGUUCGUACCGACAUGUUUUCUAAUAUCAGCAUUGGUCGCUCAUCAUAUUCAAGGAUCUCACUUGAAACCUCAUUUUGGCGAAUACAGAUGUUGGUUUAACGGGACGGCAGAAGUAUGGGUGUUUUUUUAUGGUCCAAUUGCCUUUCUAUUGACACUAAAUGUUAUCUAUUUGGGUCUAACGAGUUGGAGAUUAUGGCAUGAAUAUCGAGAGUAUAGUGGAAACAAACUACGAGCUUUACGAUUUAAAUGUUUGCUUUAUAUAAAGCUUAUGCUUGUUAUGGGUAUCACAUGGAUCUUUGAAAUAUUAUCAUUCGCUGCUGACACAACUCAGUGGUAUUGGAUACCAACGGAUAUUCUCAAUACAUUGCAAGGUUUUAUCAUAUUUCUUCUUUUGGUUGUAACACGAAAAAGAGUGAGAAAGCUUUUGGCGAAAAAGAAACCUUGUGGUAUAGUCUUCCCUAAAUCAUGGACAGCCUACAAAGAUGAGGAAUAUGAGAUAGUGUUACCAGAAGAAUUGGAAUUGUCUCAACAAGAGACUAUGAUUAUCAUUCAUUUAUGAUAUUCUUAGAAACUUUCUGGAGCCAUUCAAAACAUGGAGAGGAAGAUAGUAUCAAUUUACGAUCUCAUUCUAAUUUAACUAUCAAAUUUUAAAAUCGCAUUAGGUGGAAAUUAUUAUCUCAAUAUCGUAGGACAUAGAGAAGAAAUAAUAUCUAGUUUUUCAUAUUACGAAUAAAUUAAUCAUGCAUAUCUCUUUAGAAUCCAUGCAUAUUCUUCAUGUAGUCUAAUAUAAUUUUCUCUGCUGUUGGAGCAAAGGAAAAGAUUAUUAUUGUACAGGAAUCUCUGUAAAUAUUAAGUAAUUACGAAAAAUCGAAAAAAGGGAGAAUAAAAUAUAAGUACAUAUAUUGUUUAUUACAUCUGUCUAUUCGUUCUGUGCUGAUACCUUUUGUUUUAAAAACUAUUAGUAUCAGCGAAACGAAAUGACAAUGAAAGACAAUCAUAUUUAAAUUUCUCUAAUGUAAAAAACAAAGCAUCGACUGAGGAUUUUUUUUUCUUUCGCGCGAUACAUAAAAUCGGACUUUGUACGUAUAGCAAUAUCAAUAGCUCUGACACAAUCGAACGACUCAUCAUCAACACGAUGAGAAUAUUGUUCAUUUGAAAAAAAUUUUUUUUUACAAAUUAAAACAUUAUAUGUAUGCAUAAAUAAAUAAAUCUUUGUCUAAAGACAAAUCAAAAUGUAA